Messenger RNA from Knipowitschia caucasica, 1293 nucleotides. The record is from the annotation of a GenBank genome assembly. Lineage: Eukaryota; Metazoa; Chordata; Actinopteri; Gobiiformes; Gobiidae.
AUGAGGUCCCUCAAUUACGUCCAAAGAGUUAGUUUGGAUUUCACGGGAACCCUUUUCCCUCGGGCCAUUUGCCUCGGGGAUGCAGACAACGACUCGUUAAAUGAGCUGGUUGUUGGGGACACAAACGGCAAGUUGUUUGUGUAUAAGUAUGAUGACUCCAAGCCUUUCAUCACCAGGAGUUGUGUGGGCAUGCUCACAUGCGUCGCAAUUGGAGAUGUAUGCAACAAGGGGAAGAACUUUGUGGUAGCUGUGGGUGCAGAGGGCUGGUUCCACCUCUUUGACCUGUCAUCAACGUACAAAGCAGAUUCUACAAGUCAACAUGAAGCACUUUCUGAGGACCAGAGGCCCCUCUUCACUCAACACAUACCUGCCAACACCAAGGUCAUCCUAAUUAGCGACAUAGACGGUGAUGGCCGCUGUGAGCUGGUCGUGGGCUACACAGACAGAGUGGUGCGAGCUUUUCGAUGGGAGGAGCCCUCUGAUGCUUCGGACCUAGGAUCUGGACAACUCGUUCUUCUCAAGAAAUGGCUCCUUGAUGGGCAGGUGGAUAGUCUGUCAGUGAACCCUGGUCCAGAGGGUUUACCAGAGCUCAUGGUCUCUCAGCCGGGAUGUGGUUAUGCUAUUCUGCUUUGUACCUGGACACAGCAAGACUCCUCAGGUUCUGAAGAAGAGGCUCCAGCCACUCCUGGAAGCGAAGGACCUUCUCGAGAUGUCAUUUUGCACUUAACUACUGCCAGAAUUCAUAACAAAAACGUGUCUACUCACCUCAUUGGCAGCAUAAGCAAAGGUUCAAAAGAAGAAUCAUCCAAAUGUGGUCUCUUUGCUCUCUGUACAUUAGACGGAACUUUAAAAUUAAUGGACAGUUCAGAGCAGUUGUUGUGGUCCGUCCAGGUCGACCACCAGCUCUUUGCCCUGCAGAAGUUGGACGUAACUGGGGAUGGCAGAGAGGAGGUAGUUGCUUGUGCAUGGGACGGUCAAACAUACAUAAUCGACCAUAAUCGGACAGUGGUGCGGUUCCAGUUUGAUGAGAACGUCAACGCCUUCUGUGCAGGUCAGUACACGUGUAAGGAGGGUAAAAACAGUCCCUGUUUAGUUUAUGUCAGCUUCAACCACAAAAUCUACAUUUACUGGAAAGUUGAACUUGAGCGAAUGGAGUCGACUAAUCUUCUGCGUAUCCUGGACGAGAAGCAAGAGUUCAAAGGUCAUCUCAAAGCUCUUGGAGUUGAUGCGGAGGACUCUGCAGCAGUCAAAUCUCUGGUGGCAAACGUGCUUUACAAGAAUGAAGAUUUGUAG